CAAUUCGUCUCCUCACGUUUCCCAAAUCGCCGCCGGGCUACCCAGGCAUGUGUUCCUUGCCGAACAAGGAAGACAAGAUGUGACGCUGCACAGCCGAAAUGCGGCUACUGUGCCCAGCACAACGUGGAGUGUGUAUACCGUGAAGCUCAACAGCCACGUAUCGACCACGGUACUCAGGUUAUCCUGGAAAGAAUUCAGCUCCUGGAGGACCGCCUGACCUCUGUACAACUUGUGGAUGCUACCCCAGCAGCGUCCGUUCUGCUGUCUCGCCCGACCCAGGCUCAACCUCCCCAAAAUUCUGAAGCAGAGCCAGAGGGACAGAUAGCCUCAUCUCAUACCGCAAAUGCGAAUCAUGUUCAUGACUGGCCAGUCGUCCGGCAGCUCCUGUCUGAGGUCCCCGGGCUUGAACGUCAGCUUGCUGGAGGUGCCACAGACAUUUUCUUUGAACCUUCAACUCAGACGCGGCCUCCCCCCUCGUCGUGGAGGCUCUUCGAACAAUUCUCCUCCGCUUCUAAUUUAGAUUAUCAGCGCCUCAUUGAGAUCUAUUUUGCAGAGGUUAACGUUAUUUUCCCAUUGCUCUCUUCUGACGACCUCUACCUGAUCUAUGGCCAAGUGGUAACAGAAGACACCACUGAGUGGCAGGAAACAAAAGCCUCUGUUCCUGUUGGCGAAUAUGCUUUACUUUUGCUUGUGCUCACAAUGGCUACAUAUGUCUCCAAGGGUUGUAACAAGGUCAUGCUGUCACUGAAUCCGAUGCCGGAUGACCCCCAAGAGGAUUUGCUGUGGAGUAAGGCGGUACUCCUCCUUGGACCUGUCUCUUCGGAGAUGUCAAUCAUAGCUGCCCAAUGCCUCAUGUUGGCCAGCUUAUACCGAGGCGCGAAGGGUCGUGUAGCUGAAUCUUUUCACUGGAGUCAUUUAGCUGCCGUGAAGUGUGACGCACUGGCUCACUCUUACGUACAUGUCAAACAUAUGCGUCCGCCAGAUGAGUUCGCCCGCUUGUUUUGGGUUGCUUAUAUCUACGAGAGUGAUUUCGUAUCCGAGGUUUCACUCAAUCAGCCUUCAGGGAUCGCUCGCUACGAGGAUCUGAUUCCGUAUCCCACUGUCAAAGAGCUAGCUGGCGGUAGAGCAUCUGCCGAGUCUGUAGCUAUCGCUCGACAGGAGGAGCUCGUUGCAUUCCAAAUCACCACCAACGCCUCCAUUAGACGCUUUCUGAACCGUGUCAACAGUACGGUCUACAGCCCUACGGAAAAUCUGCAUCACCAGGGGUCCGAUUACGCUGCUUGGCUUCUGCGGUUGACCGCAGAUCUCUGGUCCCAUCAUGCGGCUGUCUACAACAAUCUGCCCGAAUUUCUGCUGACGACUUAUCAAAGUGAUGCGCCCAUCGCAGACUCGCCCACGGCACACAUCGAGGGACUCCUACCGAGAGGCAACAAUCCCUGGAACAUCGUUCGAUUGAAAGGUCGUUACUAUGCCGGUCAAUACAUAAUCCAUCGGCCCUUUGUAGAGUAUGCAUUGCUCAAUGCGGAUCGGCUCGAAUCGCAUCCUGCAAAAGACUCCAUUCUGAAUGGCUGCAUGAUGUGCAUUGAGGGCUGCGCGGGAUUCAUUCGUGUCUUCAACGUCGACCCUGCCAACAGUAUUACUGGUCUUUUCGCUGGUGGAAUGGUAACAUUCACAAUGAUUACCAUUUUGAUGGUUUCGACUAUCACGCCGGCAAUGAGUAGCAUAGUCCCGCAUGACGUCGAGGAGUCCAUCAUCACUGGAGUCCACAACCUUCGCCGCUUCAGCAACAGUGUUAAGGAGUUCUCAUGGCAUUUGAAAAUUUUGGAACGUUUGGAUAUUGCACGGAAGGCCAGACUGGCAGGUAGUAACGUAUGA
Molecule: messenger RNA, 1875 nt
Organism: Clonostachys rhizophaga
Lineage: Eukaryota; Fungi; Ascomycota; Sordariomycetes; Hypocreales; Bionectriaceae
Source: the annotation of a GenBank genome assembly